UUUUUUUUUUUUUUUUGACCGUAUCCGACUAGAGUUUAGUAGAGUUGGUUUUUCGUUUUGUGUUAGGUGGGAUAAUGUUUUGAGAUAAAUAUAAUGGGUAUAUGCAGAAACUGUAUGACCAGAUGCAAGAGAAAAUCGAAGCGGCAAUGAGGCUGGGGCAGGUGUCCGCAGAAACGAGAGAGCUGCACAAAGGGUUUGAUGAAUGGAAGUCUGAUAUGAGUUCUUCUGAUCACCAGCCUAUUGUUCAAGUAUAUGAAUCUGUGUUUAGAUUAGUUAAAAGUGAAAAUCACCGCAAUGAGUUUGACAAAAUAGCCUUGAAUUUUCAUAAGUGAAGUAACUGAUAUAAACAGAUAAGGGUAUCGUCGGUGAUAAGCAACGGUCCAAUUAUUCUCACUGUAGAUUGUGAUGUUUACUCCAACAAUUCAGAAUCGGUAAAAGAUGCUAUGUGCUGUUUCACGGAUGAAGAGAAUGGAAACAAGAUUGCUUAUGUACAGUUUCCUCAAAGUUCAUAUAACAUCACAACACAUGAUCUAUAUGCAAGUUGUUUUAGAGUACCUAAUGAGUUGGAAAUGGGAGGCAUGGAUGCUAAUGGAGGACCUUGCUAUAUAGGCAGUGGAUGCUUUCACAGAAGACACACGCUUUGUGGGGCCAUAUACACCGCGUUCUUUAAACAAGAAUGGAAUGGAGAAACUACAAGAAACGAAAACGAAAGCGUGAGUGUCCUGGAAGAAAGAUGCAAACCACUUGCAAGCUGUACCUAUGAAAAGAACACCCAAUGGGGAAAGGAUGUCGGUCUGUUGUACGGUUAUCCAUCCGAAGACAUUGUUACAGGUUUAACAAUACAAUGCCGAGGCUGGAAAUCUGUAUACCUUAAUCCAGAAAGAAAGGGAUUUGUAGGAAUCGCACCCACGACACUUUUAGACGUGUUAGUGCAGCAUAAACGAUGGUCCGAAGGCCAGUUUAGCAUAUUAAUCUCAAAUUGUUGUCCUUUUUCAUAUGGGUAUAAAAGAAUCCCCUUCAUACUUCAAAUGGCAUACACACUGUAGCGUAUAUGACGAUCCCACAGCUCUGCCUCGUAAAAGACAUACCCUUAUUUCCAAAGGUAUCGAGCUUUUGGAUACUGCCGUUUUUGUACACCAUCGUAUCUCAGUAUAUAUAGCUUAGGUAAGUUUGUUUUCUGUGGAGGGAGUGUGAAAGGGUGGUGGAAUGAGCAACGAAUGUGGCUUUUGAAGCGCACAACGUCCUACUUGCUCGCCUUUUUAGACACGCUUCUUCGGAAAUUCGGGUUCUCUGAGCUGGGAUUCACAGUCACCCCGAAGGUGGUUGAUGAAAAUGUGUUGCGGAGAUACAAGAAACAUGUUAUGGAGUUUGGUAGUGAUUUGGGCAUGUACAUAGGUUUGGCGUUUAUCGCCAUGCUUAACCUUUUUGGGUUGUUUUGGAGUUUGAAGACAAUGGUUAUGGAUUCCGGGACAAGGGCAUUGGAUCAUUUGGCGUUACAGAUUGGAGUGUGUAUCAUUGUCGUGUGGAUUCACUUGCCGGUUUAUGAAGGACUCUUUGUUCGAAAAGACGACGGAAAAAUGCCAGACUUCUCUCACUUGCAACUCGGUUAUCUUGGCUUUGAUAGCUUGUGUUAGUAUUGUACUCUUUUAACAAUUGAUGGUCUAUGAUGGAACUGUAGUUAUUAUGCAUGUCAUUUAAACUUGAUUUUGUUUGAUUCA
Molecule: messenger RNA, 1718 nt
Organism: Helianthus annuus (common sunflower)
Lineage: Eukaryota; Viridiplantae; Streptophyta; Magnoliopsida; Asterales; Asteraceae
Product: cellulose synthase-like protein E1
Exons: 2
Coding region: 444-1046 (200 amino acids)
Biological process (GO): plant-type primary cell wall biogenesis; cellulose biosynthetic process
Cellular component (GO): plasma membrane; trans-Golgi network
Molecular function (GO): cellulose synthase (UDP-forming) activity; mannan synthase activity
Source: RefSeq, a predicted model, not a curated record